AAUUCCAUGAACCUGCCCCCGGACAAGAUGAAGCUGCUCAACCAGUACGACAACGAGAAGAAGUGGGAGCUGAUCUGUGACCAGGAGCGUUUCCAGGUGAAGAACCCUCCAUCCGCCUACAUCCAGAAGCUGAAGAGCUACUUGGACACGGGUGGGGUCAGCAGGAAGUUCAAGAGGAGGGUGCAGGAGUCCACACAGGUGCUGCGGGAGCUGGAGAUCUCCCUGAGGACCAACUACAUCGGAUGGGUCCAGGAGUUCCUCAACGAGGAGAACAAGGGGCUGGACGUGCUGCUGGAGUACCUUGCCUUCGCCCAGUGCUCCGUCGCGUACGACAUGGAGAGCUCGGAGAACAGCCCCGGCUCUGACAAGGGCAAGGAGAGGUCUCUGGAGGACCUGAACAGGAGCAGCUCCUCGUCCCCCACGCAGGGCUCCUCCAAGCCGCGGCCCCUCACUGUAAGUCUGGCUUCAGCCUGGUGAUGAACCACCCGGCCUGCGUCAACGAGAUCACCCUGAGCCUCAACAACAAGAGCGCCAGGACCAAGGCUCUGGUGCUGGAGCUGCUGGCCGCUGUCUGCCUGGUCCGAGGGGGACACGACAUCAUCCUGGCUGCCUUUGACAACUUCAAGGAGGUCUGCGGGGAGAAGAAUCGCUUCGAGAAGCUGAUGGAGUAUUUCAGAAAUGAGGACUCCAACAUUGACUUCAUGGUGAGUGGCUGCUGGGACCACCCUCUGCUGUCCCCAGGGUAUCCUGUCCCCAAGGCUGCUGUGCUGUCCCCAGGCCAUCAUGCCCCAAGAGAUCCUAAGCCACCACACUCCCUGUCCAAGGAUGCUGAAGACAAAGGGCAGUGGGAGCCAGGCACGGACAGACAGAUGGAUGCAGAGAGCAGCUGUGGGGAUGGAGAGAUACAGGAACCAGCCAGGAAAGGAAGGGAUGUGGGGACCAAAGACAGAGAGAUGGAGGGAUCUGUAUGGAGAGACAGAGAGAUGCAGGAUCCAGAUACAGAAAGAUGGAGGGAUGCAGGAGCCAGCUGUGGGGACAGAGGGACAAUGGAACAGCUCAGGGUGACAGGGGAUCUUGGGGACCUGCAGCAGGGCCUGACAGCGCCGGGGGUGUCCCUUCCAUGCAGGUACGACCAGCAAGCCCUGAGCCUCGACUUCCUGGAGCUGCUGCUGCGCUUCCUGCCCACCGAGUACGAGCGCAGCCUCAUCGGGAAGUUCGAGCGGGAGCAGCAGGCGCCGGAGGAGCUGUCGGACGAGGAUCAGUUCAUGGUGCGCUUCAGCAAGAUCCCGCGGCUGGCCGAGCGCAUGAACGUCAUGAUCUUCCUGGGCAGCUUCGGGGACACGGCCCAGCUGCUGAUGCCGCAACUCAACGCCAUCAUCGCCGCCUCCAUGUCCCUCAAGUCCUCCAGCAAACUGCGGCACAUCCUCGAGAUUGUCCUGGCCUUCGGGAAUUACAUGAACAGCAGCAAGAGAGGAGCUGCCUAUGGAUUCCGUCUGCAGAGCCUUGACGCGGUAGGGACGGUGUGGGUGCCAUGGUGUGGGGUGAUGGGGGCACUGCCACUGCCAGGGACACCCCUGGGGACAGAGAAAACUGCCAGGGACACCCCUGGGGACAGAGGGACACAAGGAGCAGCUGCAGAGAUGGAGGGACACAGGAAUCUGCUGUGGGGACUGAGGGAUGUGAGCACCAGCAGUAGGGAUGGAGGGAUAUGGGGUUUGGCUGCGGGGACAGGUGUUGGGAUGGAGAGGAAAAGGGAUGGAGAUACACUGGAAUGCCUGCAGCAGGGCAUGGAGCUGACCCGCAGGGAGUUCAUGCGGCAGGACGACAGCCCCGUGCUCAAGGACUUCCUCAAGGUCAACUCCGAGGUGAUGGAGAAGCUGCAGGCUGACAGCAAAACCGCCAAGGAAGCCUAUGAGUCAGCUGUGGAAUAUUUCGGGGAGAACCCCAAGACCAGUCCCCCCACCACCUUCUUCCCCAUGUUCAUGCGCUUCAUCAAAGCCUACAAGAAAGCAGAGCAGGACAUUGAGCUGUGGAAGAAGCAGGAGGCUGCAGCCAAGGAGGCAGAAUCCGGCUCCCCUGGCAGCGAGCAGCAGCCUGAGCUGCCUGUCCAGAAGGCCAGGAGGCAGCAGAUGGACAUGAUAGCUGAGCUGAAGAAGAGGCAGAUGGUGAAGGAGCCGCUCAUCUACGAAGGCAAAGAUGGGGCCAUCGAGGAUAUAAUUUCAGCUCUCAAAACUGUUCCUUUCACGGCCCGGACGGGCAAACGCUCGUCCCGGCUCUUCUGCGACGUGAGCUUCAACGAGGAGAGUCCUCUGUAGGUAACGUGGGGCGGCGCGGG
This is a messenger RNA of Zonotrichia albicollis (white-throated sparrow), 2335 nucleotides long. NCBI's taxonomy places the organism in Eukaryota, Metazoa, Chordata, Aves, Passeriformes, Passerellidae. The record is from RefSeq and is a predicted model, not a curated record.